Vicia villosa (hairy vetch) is the source of this 831-nucleotide messenger RNA. RefSeq lists its product as uncharacterized. Lineage: Eukaryota; Viridiplantae; Streptophyta; Magnoliopsida; Fabales; Fabaceae. The transcript has 2 exons. Bases 1 to 831 code for a protein of 276 amino acids. The record is from RefSeq and is a predicted model, not a curated record.
AUGGAAGACUGUAUGGUUGAUGAACAAGAAUGGCAAGAAGAGUUUGUUGUCUUACGCUCUGGUAUUGAAAGGUUGGCGUCUAUGGUUCAAGACUUGGUGGCUACUCAGAAUCAGCCUACAACCCAAGCUCAAGCUUCUAUGAUCUCUAAAGUCGAGACUCCUCAGAUUCCUGCCAUUCUGAUUUCGAAUCCUACAACCACUAGGCCAUAUGGAAUAGAGAUGGAUUUCCAAUUGGCUGGGAAACAAAUUCUUGUUCCACGAGCUACAAUCCCCCAAGUUGUUAUGACCACUACUCCUACAGUUGUAAACAUUGUUCCUCUUCACAACGAACAGAUUUUCCAUGGUGCACCUUCUGAAGGUAUGGGAAGACUAGAUGAAUUUGAAGAUCAAUUUCUGGAAAUGCAUAAAGAAAUCAAGGCCUUAAGAGGUAAAGACCUGUUUGGGAAAGAAAUUAAUAACCUCUGCAUGGUUCUUAAUGUCAGAGUCCCUCCCAAGUUCAGACUCCCAAAAUUUGAGAAGUACAAAGGAAAUUCCUGUCCUCAUAGUCAUCUAAUCAUGUAUGUCCGGAAGAUGUCUAUGCACACUGAAGAUCAGCGUCUACUGAUUCAUUACUUCCAAGAUAGCUUAUUGGGAGCUACUUUGAAAUGGUUUGGUAGAGAUUUCUCCAAGAAGAAGGAACAAACCGUGAGUGUUAUUUCAAGGGGAAGAAAAAGACAAUAUCAGCCUCAACAGAUUUCUGCUGUUACUCCCAUUGUUAUUCAAGCUCCGCGACAAAGUGUUCAAAGAACUCAACCUCAACAACCUCGACAACGGGCUCCUCAACAAAAUUAG